AUGAAAGAACCGAAAUUGCACGUGUUGGAACUACCAAGCUCUCCCCAAAGUGAAACAAAAAAUGGGCAAAAAGAAAGUGGAACAAUUGAAUCAAAGCCCUUGAACGCCUACAUAAUGGGACUGGAUGUUUCACGAUGUAAUAGGUGGCUGGCUGUAAGUUCAAGUGAUAAACAGUUAUGCUUGUGGGAUACAAUUCAUUGGACAUUUGUAAGCAGUAGAAGUCUUGUUAGAGCUGCUGAUAAAAUUAAAUUUUCCCCUAGCAGUGACAAUGUAACAGUAGCUGACAAGUCGGGUGAUGUAUAUUUAUUCUCUGUAAUGGAGCCCAAUAAGGAAGGAGUUUUACUUCUAGGACAUCUGUCAAUGCUUUUAGAUGUGCUCAUGUCUGAUGAUGAAAGGUAUAUUAUUACGUGUGAUCGCGAUGAGAAAAUAAGAGUGUCGCAUUUUCCAAAUGCAUACAAUAUUCAGUCGUAUUGUUUAGGUCACACAGAAUUUGUUUCAUGUUUAUCAUUUUUACCACAUAACAAAUCUGUGUUAGUGUCGGGGUCUGGUGAUGGCUCUGUAAAAUUCUGGAAUUAUGAAUCAGGCAUAUUAAUUAGUGACCUCGUUUGCCCACUUCAAAAUGCAAAAGAGAGCGAGUCCAGUGGAAACACAAAAGCUGUAUUUAUUUCUGACAACAAGAUGUGUUCUGAAGAUAAUUUGAGUAUCACUGGUGAAAUGACUUCAGCUGUGAUGCAUAUUAGUUGUUGCAAAUAUAAUACUUCAUCAUUAGUUGGAGUGAGUCUUGUACAUUUCAAAGGAUGCUUACUUUACAAAGUUAUUGGAGACCAAAGUAAUAUUUCAUAUUCGAUGAUGCAGCAAGUUGUCUUCCAAACUGAGCCAUGGGACAUAAAUCUUUCUGCUGAGGGUAUUUUAUGGUAUUUAUCAUGUAAUGAAAAAAAUCCAUUAAACUUUGUUUACUUUGACACAAGUGGGAAAAUGUCAGAUAGUGAACAAUCAGGAAAAGUGUCUGAUAUAGUGAGUUUAGUCAACUCUCAUAAUGAAUGUUUUACACAAACUGCGAUAUCAGAACGUGUGUGUGUGUUAUAUAAAAGAAAAUUUGAUAAUGUUCAAGAAUAUCUAGAAAGGAAGAAAUUGAGAUUGUCAUCUUGA
Messenger RNA from Gryllus bimaculatus (two-spotted cricket), 1149 nucleotides. Lineage: Eukaryota; Metazoa; Arthropoda; Insecta; Orthoptera; Gryllidae. The record is from the annotation of a GenBank genome assembly.